GUUUAUUUAGGGACUGAGCUAGAACUUCGUCAUGUAGUACCCGAUUCACACGAUCAGACAUAUCCCACUUGUUCCCGGUUUCUUCGUCUUAUAUUCUCCUCUCAUGACCCAAACUUCCAUUUUCUAGUAAUAAAAAUUCGCUGGUAAUAAAGGGAACCGAAUAGGUGAAACGGGAAGAGGGGAGGUUUCAUCUGUUUUUUUAGAAGGAAAAGAGAAAUGAUUCCGCUGCAAUGGACACCGCCGUGUAACAAUCAAUGCACACAGAAAUACGCUAGUCUCAUGCAAAUUCCUUGGAGAGUAUUCUGCAAGAAAGGGUGCGACUCCGAUGGGGACAGUUGGGAGGAAUGCUUAGGUGAAUGUGAUGAAUUAUGUUACAAAGAUCCAGUUUUGAAGGAUCAAAAGUGGAGUUCUUACAUUGAUCGUUCUCCUGGGGCUGUUGGCUAUUCAGAGGAAUGCUUUCGCGCUUGUGUCGCUGGCUGUGGAUACAAGUUUGAUAUCCCUCAAAAGGAAGUUGAAAAUAUCCGCCCCAACAGACCAGCAUGGACCCCAUCUGCAGAGAAGCCACUUCAACCUGCUGUUGUAGCAAGGCAGCCUCUGGAACCUCGCUCAACUUCCGAAGACAUUCCCGGAACAUCUGCAUAGGGUACUUUUAUUAGUGCUUACCAAUUCUGUUUUUGCAAGAAUUACUUGCUGCACAUUAGUUAGGGACUUGGGGCCAAUGGAUUUGACAAAAACAUCCUUUAAAUGAUGUUGUUGGAGCUACCCUCACUCAUUCCCUUUCCGUGAACCUUUUU
Molecule: messenger RNA, 794 nt
Organism: Cuscuta epithymum
Lineage: Eukaryota; Viridiplantae; Streptophyta; Magnoliopsida; Solanales; Convolvulaceae
Source: the annotation of a GenBank genome assembly